Polyodon spathula (Mississippi paddlefish) is the source of this 3096-nucleotide messenger RNA. Its product is annotated as tyrosine-protein phosphatase non-receptor type 7-like. NCBI's taxonomy places the organism in Eukaryota, Metazoa, Chordata, Actinopteri, Acipenseriformes, Polyodontidae. Gene Ontology annotation, biological process: protein dephosphorylation. Gene Ontology annotation, molecular function: protein tyrosine phosphatase activity. The transcript is spliced from 10 exons. Bases 417 to 1508 code for a protein of 363 amino acids. The record is from RefSeq and is a predicted model, not a curated record.
CCAAUUCUGUGUCAGAGCUGUGGAGGUAUUCUGUGCGUGUCUGUGCAAUUCUGUGUCAGAGAGCUGCGGAGGUAUUCUGUGCGUGUCUGUGCAAUUCUAUGUCAGAGCUGUGGAGGUAUUCUGUGCAUGUAUAUUCCUGUUAUUCUGUCAACCUGGUGUGAUUGCAUUCCAACCACAACUCGCUACCCAUACCUGAACCCACACCUAUUAGCACAGCCGGGACAGCGCAGCUGGAAUAAUGCACACAGUGUGCUGGUACACCAUCGCCUCUUGGUGCCCUUUCACAGUUUCCAGUCCUCUCUCGUCCAGACGGAGCUGUGCCGAGUUGUCGUGCUGCAGUAGGCUUGACGGUGGAGGUGUCUGGUGAGGUUGGCUGUCCCUGAGGUGGCCUCUGUGGGUGUGGACACAAGCACAGUAUGGUCCAGCACUGCCCUGCCUGCCUCCUGCUCCGCCCCACCGACUCUCCGCUCAGCUCUGUCGCCAUGGCGCACACGACUCCACAGCCACCAGCCACCAGGAAACAGGGCCGCCUGCAGGAACGGAGGGGCUCCAAUGUGUCCCUGAUGCUGGAUGUGAGCUCCCUGGGAAACGUGGAGCCCAUCUGCUCCAUCUCCACGCCGCGUGAGAUCACCCUGCACGUCCUGCGCAACAGAAGCCACCUGCUGUCAGGGGAGGAGCUGCAGGAUGCUGCCCGGGACCCGCAGGAGCUGGCUGCAGAGUUCUCGAAAAUCCCAUCCAAUUUUGUGGACCAGGCUGAACUGGAUAUCCCUGGCCACGCCUUAAAGGACCGAUACAAAACCAUCUUACCCAACCCCCAGACCCGAGUGUGUCUCCGGAAGAAGGGGCAUGAUGGUGAUUCCUACAUCAACGCUAACUAUAUCCAGGAGUACAAAGGUACUGAGAAGAGGUUCAUUGCCACCCAGGGACCCAUGGUCAACACAGUCUCUGAUUUCUGGGAGAUGGUGUGGCAGGAGGAUUCCCCGAUUAUCAUCAUGAUAACCAAACUGCAGGAGAAGAAAGAGAAGUGUGUCCUCUACUGGCCAGAAGAGGAAGGGCAGUAUGGCAGGUUCAGAGUUUCUGUGGACAGAGUCAAUGACUGUGAUGGGUAUACUAUCCGAGAGCUCACUGUUAAGCUUGAAGAGGAAAUCCGCCAUGUGAAACAUUACUGGUACUCAUCCUGGCCGGACCACCAGACCCCCGCCUGCGCCACACCCCUGCUGCAGCUGGUCCAGGAGGUGGAGGAGAGCCGGAAGGGGAUGCAGAGUCAAGGACCGGUCAUCGUGCACUGCAGCGCUGGGAUCGGGCGGACAGGUUGCUUCAUCGCCACUAGUAUGGGCUGCCAGCAGCUGAAGAGCAGCGGUGAGGUGGACGUGCUGGGGAUCGUGUGCCAGCUGCGCAUCGACAGGGGUGGUAUGAUCCAGACCUCUGAGCAGUACCAGUUCCUCUACCUGGCGCUGGCCCAGUACAGCAGACAGCUUCGACAGGCCCUCCCAAAGCCUGAACAGUGAGGACCCUCCCCCUCAAUCAACAGCACAUGAAUGUUUUACAGAAUUUAUAGAAUCUCUAUUUUUCCACUGAAGAAGAUUUGAUCUCUUUUAAUACAGUAAAUACGUGCGCCUGCCUCUGGCCUUACAAACCUGUUCUUCAGGAUACUAUAAAUUAGGUUUGGUGUAUAUAAUGUGAAAUUCCACAGGAGAUUUGCACAUGUUUCCUGGUUUAUUUUCUACAGGAAUCUUAAAGGAUUCACAGCCUUCUAUGUAAGCCAGCGUGACGGGAAAGCACAGUGAUGCUGCCAGAGAGCCACAAAAAAGACCUGUGACGAAAAAACUUUGUAGAGAUUGGCAGAAAGAAAUGGGUUAAAUUGCUAUGGCAACUAUUAAAAACUCAAUAGUUCUGAAUUCAGAAACAUCUUAAACUCAAUGACCAAUGUUUUGAGAAGUCUUUCUCAGUGUCUUCAAAUGAAAAGGUUUCUUCAUCGAAAUGUUUGUCAUUGAAGGUAUUACGUUUAUUUUUGUAUUUUUAAAGUUAACAGAAAAAAAGUCCUUUAUUAUUAUUAUUUUAUAUAAGUGCAAUUGUUUAUGCCUCUUGUUCAUGUCAAAUAUAUUAAGACAGGCUUGAUUGGUGGUACACUGCCACCUUUCAACAAUAAGCGGUAUUACAUCAUUGAGAAAUUGAAAACAGAAUUCUGGUCCUCCUGUUCCACUGCUAUCUUGAGGUCCUGUACUUAAGCAUAGUGUGAUCUGGGUUUGAGUUGAGCUCUUCUCUCAGUCCGGAUUAAUACUUCAGCUUUUCUACAUAUUUUUCUUCCUGUUUUAUCACUUUCUACGGGAAUUGUUAAAAGCAGGCAGUCGCUAAAAUUUGAAACAGCGCUGUCAGCAACCGAUAACAGAGUCAACAGUGCGCACAUGGGUGUGUCCUGAUGAGUAAGCUGUUGUUUUUAUAAUCAUGCCUUUUGCUACGCUAGAUUUCUCUUUGGUCUUUUAGGUAUGCUUUCGAGAAUUCAAGCAGAUGUUUUCUGAGGUAUUCUCGCUUUCUAAGUGUCAUUGCAGAACAUUGAGAUUAAAUUGACUUUGUAAAGCUGGGGAAGCACAGACUCUCCUAAUUAAUAAAAGAAUGUUCUGACCAUGAGGUCCCUUAAGGCUUUCCCUGGAACAUAUCCUGCAUCUAGCUGGGGUUGAAUAAAGAACCACUGUGUACUGUUGGAGCACAGCGAUAUGUAGAACUAUUAGAUGUUCCAGCAUCCUUAUUCUAGAACCCCUGGGGUAGAGGAAAGUUAAACCCAUUGACAAUACAGAACCCAAUCAGGGUUCUUUAUCAAACCUGAAAAACACGAUGGGGUCCAGAGUGGAAGCCCAAAAGAACCAUAGAGCUUUCAAGGAGAGAGAUAAGCAUCUGAGAGCCUCGCCCAGCUCACCACGCACACACAAGCCCAUAAGAGACACACCUGGCCAGCGGCAUUCUUCUCUAGCGGUCUUCAUUUAGAAAGGCUUCACAUUGCUUUGUCCACUGAGGUCCUGGCAGCUGUGCCGGUGAGGGAUUAAUAAAACCAUGCGUGUGAUGUUUUGUAGUUAUCUAAUAAAAGAGCUUUUUAUUUAA